CGACUUGCUCCAAACGUAUAAAAGAACGCAAGCAACAAACAAUGUGUUGUGUUUUUUGCUAAACACUAACCAUGUUCUAGCGAUAAUUUGUGAAAGCUGCUGUCUUUACUGAUUAAGUAUUCAUUUAGAGACAAUAUUCUUGCAGUAACUCUGAAUUUUAAAGAUGUCAGAUAGGCAGGAAUUGCAGAAUAAUAACCGUGACAAGUUCAGGUUUGCCAUCGAUCGAGGCGGCACUUUCACAGACGUUUACUCAGAAUGUCCAAACGGAGAGGUAAAGGUGAUGAAGCUGCUGUCUGUGGAUCCUGCAUAUCCCGAUGCUCCAAGGGAAGGAAUAAGAAGAAUUCUGGAGCAGACAACAGGAAUAAAGAUGCCAGCAGACCAACCAAUUGAUCCAAACUAUAUUGAAUGGAUCAGGAUGGGAACUACAGUAGCUACUAAUGCUCUGUUGGAACGGAAAGGAAAACGAAUGGCUCUUGUUAUUACUGAAGGAUUCCAUGAUCUGUUGCACAUUGGUAACCAGACAAGACCCAAUAUAUUUGAUUUGAAAGUAAUUUGUCCAGAAGUGUUACAUGACGAUGUUAUAGUCGUCAAAGGAAGACUGGUUUUAGUGCAAGGUGACAGUGAGAUUCAAAGACCAGAAAAUUGUAAAAUUGUUACUGGAAGUACUGGAGAAAAGCUUGAAGAGUGGGAAGCAUUGGAUAAAGAUCAGCUUAGAAAAGAUCUGCAGAGAGUCCUCAACAAAGGAAUCAAGAGUUUAGCUGUUGUACUGAUGCACUCUUACAUGUAGGUUUUUAUAUAUGUAAUACAGUAGGUAGAAUUAUUUUUACAAUCAUUAUAGUAGUAGUAUUAUAUUCUUAGGUAAUUUAGUUUAAUAUUUAUAAUCAAUUGUACAUACAUUUUUACUUUGUUAUUUUACUUUCUUGGUGCACCUGUAAACUAGCUGGUGCGACCUGUAGACUCUGCGUAAUUAUUAAGUCUAUGGGACACACCAUUACCUAUACAGCUAAGUGUGUUGUCUAAGUAAAAUAAGCUGUCUAUGUCUAUGUCUAUUGUCAGUGCAGGUACAUGCAAGCCUGAAAAACAAACACAGAGUUGAUGAAUUGUAAAAUCUGAGAUUCACCAAGAAGUUGAGACCCCUUUUGAAAAUCCAAAACUGAGACAUAAUGAGUUUAUUUUUCAGAGGCAAAUGAAACAUAGUAAAAUGAGUCUUUACAACUCAUCACUUGGAUCAAAACUCUCUAAGACCCAAGAUGUUCUAGUCACAACAACAACCCUGAGAGAAUUCAAAAGUGUAUGUUAACCUGGCUGCAGCCAAUCACUUUUACACUGAUAGUUUGAAUUGGAGCUAGAGUGCCUCUCACUGCAAAUACAGCCUUUGCAGCUUUGACUCUUAUUUAGCUUCAAACAUAGUUACAAAUUAGGAAUUUUUGUGUUUAGGCAAUGGCUGUGAGUGACAUAUAUAUUCCAAGUAAGGUAAAAAAUGUAAAGUCUGCAGAAGAGCCAAGUGGCUCAUCAGGCAGGAGUUAAUAUCGCGGUUUUUGUAGCAUGAAGUGACUAGGAGUAUUU
Orbicella faveolata is the source of this 1566-nucleotide messenger RNA. RefSeq names its product 5-oxoprolinase-like. The record is from RefSeq and is a predicted model, not a curated record. Gene Ontology annotation, cellular component: cytosol. Lineage: Eukaryota; Metazoa; Cnidaria; Anthozoa; Scleractinia; Merulinidae. Gene Ontology annotation, molecular function: 5-oxoprolinase (ATP-hydrolyzing) activity. Gene Ontology annotation, biological process: glutathione metabolic process.